GGGUCAGAAGGAAGAUUGGCGAAGAAGUUCCGAUGGUGAGAAGACCGGCAAGGUGUUACCGCCAGAUUAAGAACAGGCCAUACCCAAAGUCAAGGUACUGCCGUGGUGUGCCUGACCCAAAGAUUAGGAUCUAUGAUGUGGGAAUAAAGAAAAAGGGAGUUGAUGAGUUUCCAUUCUGCGUGCAUUUGGGCAGCUGGGAGAAGGAGAAUGUCUCGAGUGAGGCCCCUGAAGCUGCCCGAAUUGCUUGCAACAAGUACAUGACCAAGUUUGCAGGAAAAGAUGCCUUCCACCUUAGGGUUAGGGUUCACCCUUUCCAUGUUCUUCGUAUUAAUAAGAUGUUGUCGUGUGCUGGGGUUGAUAGGCUCCAAACGGGAAUGAGGGGGGCGUUUGGCAAGCCGCAAGGUGUUUGUGCCCGCGUUGCCAUUGGAGAGGUUCUUCUGUCCGUUCGCUGCAAAGAUUCCAACAGUCAAAAUGCACAGGAGGCUUUGCGUCGUGCCAGGUUUAAGUUCCCUGGUCGCUAAAAGAUCAUUGUUAGCAGAAAAUGAGGUUUCACAAAGUUCAACCGUACUGAUUAUCUGAACUACAAGAAGGAAGGCCGCAUUGUGUCUGAUGGUGUCAAUGCUAAUCUUUUAGGAUGUCAUGGACCCCUUGCAAAACGCGCACCUAGAAAAGCAUUUAUUGAUGCAGCAGCUUAGACCUUUUGUUUUUGUUUCACAAGAC
Cuscuta epithymum is the source of this 720-nucleotide messenger RNA. The record is from the annotation of a GenBank genome assembly. Lineage: Eukaryota; Viridiplantae; Streptophyta; Magnoliopsida; Solanales; Convolvulaceae.